UAUAUGGCUGCUUGUAGCCACGUCUUCCAUGAAUUAUUUUGAAGAGAAGAAAUGACUUAGAAGACUGUGGUGCCUCUUCUGCUUCUGCAAGGUCAUUGUGUGAACCCUCAGGAAACACUAAAAACAGAAGAUUCACAGGCUCAGAGAGCUGAAAUGGUGCAAACAGAAAUUUCUCCUGCUGCAUGAGAAGAACGGUCUCCUGUGUCAAGAGUGCUGCUGCCCUGCCUUUCGAAUCAUGGAUUCUUCUUACUGACUUCCUUUUUCUAGCAGUGGUCUUUUGCUGGAGAGUGUAGUAGGUAUUUCGUACCAUAAACUUGCUGGGAAAGGGAUGUUUACAGUUUAAAACACGGAGAGUGUGCUGUCUUGUUCUCAGAGGUUAUUGUCGUACCUGCUUGCGAGCCCAGUGAAAAGUGAAUUCAUUUCAAACAUUAAUCCGGGCAGGCUUGACAGGAAGAAAUCAAAUGUCCUUGAAACCGCGUGAAUUAGUGUAUGGUGGACGAUGAUGAACACGGAUGAGCUAUGUGACAAGCGAAAGUUAGCAAUAACCUUUUCAGAUGUGUGUUUGUGUGCUGCAAGCCGACGAGCUGGCAGGACCAGAAAUAGCUUCGCAGAUGGUGCUUGGCACGGCAGCAGCAGCUCUCCGCUCGCGCGCUCCUCGCGCUGCCUGUCACUCGCGUCGCCCAAUGGCCGCCCGGGGAUGCGGGACAGCGAGUGUGAGUUGGGCUGGCAGGAGGCGGCGAGGUCGGACGUCAGGAUCGCACUACGCAUGGCUGAGUCAGUGGCUGCGAGGAAUUGAGCUGAAUUAAUAGCUAGAGGGGGGCGCGUCUCUGAAUGGGCUGUGGAGCCGCGAUCUCUCAUCCUUGAGGGGAAGAUGAUGGAGGAAAAAGUAAGGCUCGCUCGUGCUGCGCUGAACUAAGUGAAGAGAGGAUGGAAAUAGCAAAUAUGCUGAACUUAACAAGUAAUGCCAAAGGAUGCUGAUCUGGCUUUCAAGGCUGUCUUCUUGGAAGGAACAGAAUUCCUUUGUGCUCUGAUUCCCAAAUUAUUUCCAUGCUUCUGUGUUUCCUCCCUGACAGAUACAAGAGGAAGCACUUCAUCUCGUAUUGCUAAAGGAGUAGACUGUACAAAAAUGAGCCUCCAUGGUGCAAGUGGUGGACACGAGAGGUCAAGGGACAGACGCAGAUCAAGUGACAGAUCUCGUGACUCAUCCCAUGAAAGAGCAGAAUCUCAGCUCACUCCGUGCAUCAGGAAUGUUACUUCACCAACAAGACAGUACCAUUCUGAUCGAGAAAAGGAUCACAGUUCAUCUCGACCAAGCAGCCCUCGUCCUCAGAAGACUUCCCCUAAUGGUUCCACUGUUAGCAUGGGGAACAGCAGCAGGAACAGUAGCCAGUCGAGUUCAGAUGGAAGCUGCAAGGCUGGUGGAGAAAUGGUGUUUGUGUAUGAAAAUGGGAAAGAGGGAGCUCGGAAUGUAAGAACUUCUGAACGGGUAACGCUUAUAGUGGACAACACCAGAUUUGUUGUAGAUCCUUCUAUCUUCACUGCACAACCAAACACAAUGUUGGGCAGGAUGUUUGGCUCAGGCAGAGAACAUAACUUCACACGUCCCAAUGAAAAAGGAGAGUAUGAAGUUGCAGAAGGAAUUGGGUCCACUGUGUUUCGUGCAAUUCUGGAUUACUACAAGACUGGAGUGAUACGCUGUCCUGAUGGGAUAUCUAUUCCUGAAUUGAGAGAAGCAUGUGACUAUCUCUGUAUCUCUUUUGAGUAUAGUACUAUUAAAUGCAGGGAUCUCAGUGCUCUCAUGCAUGAAUUGUCAAAUGACGGUGCUCGCAAACAAUUUGAGUUUUAUCUAGAAGAAAUGAUUCUCCCCUUAAUGGUAGCCAGUGCCCAAAGUGGUGAGAGAGAGUGCCACAUCGUUGUGCUGACAGAUGAUGAUGUUGUUGACUGGGAUGAAGAGUACCCUCCACAAAUGGGAGAGGAGUAUUCCCAAAUUAUUUACAGCACAAAGUUGUAUCGAUUCUUCAAAUACAUUGAAAAUAGAGAUGUGGCCAAGUCUGUUUUGAAGGAAAGAGGGCUCAAGAAGAUCCGACUGGGCAUUGAAGGUUACCCUACAUACAAAGAGAAAGUGAAGAAGCGACCAGGCGGAAGGCCAGAGGUGAUUUACAACUAUGUCCAAAGGCCAUUUAUUCGGAUGUCAUGGGAGAAGGAGGAAGGGAAGAGCCGGCAUGUUGACUUUCAGUGUGUGAAAAGCAAAUCUAUUACGAAUCUAGCAGCAGCAGCAGCAGAUAUACCCCAGGACCAGCUUGUGGUAAUGCAUCCUACCCCCCAAGUAGAUGAGCUGGAUAUUCUGCCUAUUCAUCCUCCACCCAGUAACAGUGAGAUGGAUACUGAGGGACAGAACCCGCCCCUUUGAUCCAGACUGUUACGAAACAAAAGCAUGCUCCAUUACAGUGACUCUGUACUCAACUCAUACUACACUGCAAUUCCAGUUUUCUCCAUUGUGUAAUGGUGUUUAGGAUAUUGCCGUACGGACCUUUGGAAAGACCAAGGGCAGUCUGAUUGUUUUUUUUGAAAGGGUACAGAUCAAACAUCCUGGGGUUACAGUUACACGCGUCUUUGUUUACCGGUAGGUUUGUGACGUUGGUUAUGUGUAUGCUGGACUGUCCUCGCUCUUAAGCCCAUCAACACCGACGGGAUGCCGGGGGCUAGUGUGCGUUCAGUAUUGUUACACGGGGGUUAGAAUGCAGGAUUUGGAAUUGAUAGUAGCACUUUACAAAUGGUUGAUAAAUGGAAUUUCAAGCCAUUUUUUAUAAACGUAUUGCACAAUACUAACAAAGUGCUUCUAUCAAAAGUAUUAACUACAAAUAGUUUUGCUCUGAAUAGAUUGACCCUUCUGAAGUUAUUGCAUACGGUUGAGCACAAAACUACUUAUCAUGGGGUUUUUGGAUUGAGGACGUGAUUCAAUUACCCAUGUAACACCUUGUUGAAGUUCUUCAGUGAAUUUUUUCACUUGUUUGCAGCGUGAGCCAUGUUCAGAAGUUGUGAACAACGGAUAGGGGCUUUAUCUUAAAUUUUGCCUUACCUUACUAUGUUCACAAAUAUUUAUUUACUAAAUUUUUCAUAAGUGUCAUGAAAUAGGAAAAUGCAAACGGUUCAUUCUUCAUUUAUUGAUUGUAAACAAGUUUUUCAUGCAAAUAAAAUUUCCAUUAUUUUAAUGGGUUUGAA
Messenger RNA from Numida meleagris (helmeted guineafowl), 3222 nucleotides. RefSeq names its product BTB domain containing 10 (gene BTBD10). Gene Ontology annotation, cellular component: cytoplasm. The record is from RefSeq and is a predicted model, not a curated record. Gene Ontology annotation, molecular function: protein binding. The transcript has 8 exons. Gene Ontology annotation, biological process: positive regulation of phosphorylation. Lineage: Eukaryota; Metazoa; Chordata; Aves; Galliformes; Numididae. The coding region runs from base 962 to 2410 and encodes 482 amino acids.